Molecule: messenger RNA, 1302 nt
Organism: Zingiber officinale
Lineage: Eukaryota; Viridiplantae; Streptophyta; Magnoliopsida; Zingiberales; Zingiberaceae
Product: subtilisin-like protease SBT1.5
Exons: 4
Coding region: 1-1302 (433 amino acids)
Biological process (GO): proteolysis
Molecular function (GO): serine-type endopeptidase activity
Source: RefSeq, a predicted model, not a curated record
AUGGCUGCUCGGCCAACCUCCCACUGCCCGAGCCCCGCUUUGAAUGUAAUCUGCUCAGUUGUGGCUCCGCUUGGCUGGUUCCGAGGUUUGAUGAUCGGGUCUGGGUUGGACGCAGGUGUCAAGGACGGCGUCGACAUCUUCUCUAUCUCGAUUGGCAGCCAAUAUACGCCAUUGGACCAAGAUGUCGUCGCCAUUGGUUCGUUCGCCGCAGUCAAGAAGGGGAUCUUCGUCAGCUGCGACGCCGGCAACGACGUACCUGACAACUUCACCCUCGCCAAUGAGGCACCGUGCGUCCUCAAUGUUGCGGCAAGCAGGGUUGACCGAAGAUUCAGGGCCUCCGUGAAACUCCCCAACGGAAAGGUCUAUGAGGCCCACAACAAACUUCCAAAAGAUGUGGCGACGUUCGUCAAGUCCCAUGACGCCAAUGCGUUGAUCUUCAUUGCCCCGAAACUCGAGGGUGCCACCGUCAUUAUCACGGAGUUGGACUUCCCUGGAAUAUGGCUCGCCUCCCAAGAUGGCUCUAACCUCAUUUAUUAUUUAAUCUCGUCUUCUGACCCCUCUGCAUCUAUCGUCUUCGAUGGGACGGAUCUCGGCAUAUCCCCUACCCUCGUCGUGGCUUACUUCUCCUCCUGGGGGCCUUCUCGGGCAAUGCCGGGAAUCCUCAAGCCAGACAUCUCCGGCCCUGGACUUAACAUCCUCGAGGGCUGGAUUUCUUCCAAUGACACUCCUGGGUAUGCUAUCAGAUCUGGCACAUCCUUGUCGACGCCUCACCUCAGUGACGUCGCCACGCUCUUAAAGGCCACACACCCUACUUGGUCACUGGCAGCUAUCAAGUCGGCGUUUGUCACCACGGCAGACGCCAACAUGUUUGACGAACGACGAUUACGUCUGUUACAUCUGCGGCAAAUUCGGCAAAAAGGCACUAGAAAUAUGGCACGCGGAGUCGUGGACUGCUCAAAGAGCAUGACGGAAGAGAAACUCAACUACCCGUCGAUUUUGGUGGCCCUGAAAGUCAGGGCGACGACUAAGGUGAGCCGGACGGUCACAAACGUCGGGCCGACGAGAUCGAGCUACACGAUUUCAGUGACUGUAUCGAAGACUUUCAUGUCAGCUACUAUCACCCUCAAGAUAUUGACGUUCACCAAGUUGAACGAGCAGAAGUCGUUCACUGUGAGGGGAGAAUGGGGUGUCGACGGACCUUCCACUUCCGACAUUAAAUUUGUGGAGGGAAAGUUGACUUGGACUUCCGAUGAUGGUAAACAUGUGGUGACGAGCUCAUUGGUCAUCUCCGCCCCGAAGUGA